AUGCACGACGGGAGGGGAAACAGAUGUGAACUGUUCGCUGAGGGUUUUGGACACUUUGAUUAUCAGUUUGACAAGCGAGUUAAAGUCAGUCGACUCAAAUGUUUCGCAUGUUGUCCUUCACCUUUCCCCUCUCCACUGCACAUUGUCAGCUCUGACCUGAGAGUUUCAGAGGAGGAUGUGUCCGGUGAAGCCCAGGAGAUCGAGAUGGAGCGGGAGAGGUAUGUUGGUGACCUGCACCUGGCUCUGACUGGAGAGGGACCGGCAGCGGAGGGGGAAUAUAGCUUCCACCUGACACCUGAGAGGCCCGGCCUCCCCCUGCUGCAGCUGUCUUAUGAGAAGGUGCAGAACGACAUCUCGUUCAGGCUCGGUGUGGUGGAUCUGCAGGCAGUGCCUGAGCCCACUGAAGUCAUAAGGGAGCUUAUUAGGCAUGGCCUGGAGCAGAGUACACGUCUACAGGCCAAAAACCAGCACCUACUGGAGGAGAACCAGAAGCUGAGGAGAGAACAGGAACAUAUCACCAAAGAGAUGCAAAGGUACGUCCAGGGGAAGGAGAAGUUGGAGAGAGACUUGUACAGCCGAUUUGUGCUGGUCCUAAAUGAGAAGAAAGUCAAACUCAGAGACCUGCAGAAAAGAGUCAAAGAGCUGGAGGAAUCUGUUGAAGAGAAUCGACUGAGGAAAAAGGCAGAUAGUGAAGACCACAAGGCGAUGGAGACUGCAGCAGGAAAGAGUCCUGAAGAGAGUGAUUAUGGAGGCAGUACAGAAGAUGAACAGGAGGCUGAACCCAGACAGCCAGACCCAAGGCCUCUUACACAAGAGAUGCCAGAAAGCAGUCCGAUGGAUGACAGCUUAAAUGACAUCACAGAUGUGGCACCCUGCCGAAAACGCCGCCACCGUCAUCUCCAACAGCUGGAGACGCAAGCCAAACGAGCAGCGCUGGACCAGCGACAGAGAUCCAGAGAGAAGCCGACAGAAGAUGCCAAAGCCGAGAUGAGCAAAACGUCAGACGUCCAACCGAAACCAGCAAGCGCUGCUGCAAACCUUGAUUCUGACGACCUGUUCGAUGAUAUAUGACCCUCUUUAGGGCCUAAUGAGCACUGUUUGUGAUAAGCAUGACUUUUGUACUGUUUUUAAACUGUAGGAGUAAUACAAUUUUAUAUAUAUAUAUAUAUAUAUAUAUUUUAAGUAUUUUAUAAUAAAUAUGAAUUGGCUCUAUAAUAAACAACAAAAGUUAAAAAAAGAACACUACUUAACUUACUACUUAACUUACCCAAAUUAUGAAUUUGUCCAUUUUUAACUCUGUAAGUUGUGAAUAAAUCUAAAAAAUGUGAAUAAAGAUGUUUUUCUCGUU
Molecule: messenger RNA, 1348 nt
Organism: Carassius carassius (crucian carp)
Lineage: Eukaryota; Metazoa; Chordata; Actinopteri; Cypriniformes; Cyprinidae
Product: DNA repair protein XRCC4-like
Exons: 7
Coding region: 1-1071 (356 amino acids)
Biological process (GO): immunoglobulin V(D)J recombination; double-strand break repair via nonhomologous end joining; response to X-ray
Cellular component (GO): DNA-dependent protein kinase-DNA ligase 4 complex; DNA ligase IV complex; nucleus
Molecular function (GO): DNA binding
Source: RefSeq, a predicted model, not a curated record